CAAAAAAAUUAUAUAAAUAACAAAGAUACAACACAUAUCAUAAUUGUUACAUAUAAUAUCUUCUCGCUACCCGAAACAAGAACAGACUGUUUGACGAAAAAUCGACACCACAAACGGGGCAAGAAAGAAAGAAAGAAAGAAAAAGGAAGCAGAAGAAGUUGGAAUUGGAAACUAUAAGCUUAAAAGGAAUUCACGUGAAGCUCAUGCUCCCCAAGAAACUCAAAUAUCUUUCUCCUUUCUUUUUAAAAACUUCAGUCAGACAUUCAUUCAAACACCACAUGCUCAACAUUUACUCCGAAUCUUUUUCAAAUCCUUGUGCUUACUCUGAGUCUACAACCUGAAAACCUCAAACUUAAAAACAAUUUCUUCCCCUCUUUUUAUCUGCGGGAAUUCUGCCCAGAUUGCGGCAAAUUUAGAGAUAAACUUCAAAACCCAUCAUCACCAUCAUAUGUAUAUAUAUAUAUAUAUAUAUAUAUAUAUAUAUAAAUACAGACAGAGACAGUGAUUAGUAGUGUAACGUUUCUGGAGCUUAGCGUGUCAGAGUCUCUUUCUCAGAAAAUGGGCAUCUUUUCCUCACCUCUUUCUCGCAACAAAACAAAUUACAGAAACUUGAUAACCCCAUUUUCGUUUUAAUCGUCCAAGACACUUAGCGGUUUCAAAGUAGUCCAUUUUCUUUAAGCUCCCGAGAGGAACCCAGAAGAGAAAGAAAAAAGUGUAUCUAAAAUGCUGUCUAGAAUGAACGGUGUCGUUUGGAUGGAAAAUAGAGAGGACGAGAACGACAACAACAACAACAAUGGAGUAGCUCAGAACAAGGACGAGAUGGGUUCUCUUUCUUCGUUCAAAUCCAUGCUCGAGAUUGAAGACGAUUGGUAUGUUAAUGGCAAUGGUAAUGGAAUCCAAAACCAUUCGGACGUGAGGGACAUUUCCUUCUCACAGAGCCUCGCCGACCCAGAAAGCUUGUUGCUUCAGCAAGUGGAUUCGUCCUCAUCUUGCUCACCAUCUUCGUCUCUGUUCAACAAUCUCGAUCCAUCUCAGGUACAAUUCUUUUUGCCUCCAAAAUCUACCUUGUCUUCGCUCCUCAAUGGCAUCUCUAACAACCCUUUGGACCAUGGCUUCGAUUUGAGUGGUUGUGAAAUUGGGUUUAUUGGAAACCAAGUUCCCAAUGCUUCGAAUGUGUUGAGCAGGGGAGCUAUGGUUUUAAAUGGGUUUACUGAUUUGAGCUCAAAUAACCAGUUGAACACUCAUAAUUUGUGCUCGGAUCCUCAAAUUUCCACAACGGUUGUGCCGCAGUUGGCAGAAAAAGGUGCCUGUUUUUCGAGUUUUCGGGGUUUUGAUGAUUCUGGAAAUACUCAGUUUCUGAAUAGGUCUAAGCUAUUGAGACCACUUGAAUCCUUCCCUUCAAUGGGGGCAGAGCCAAAUUUGUUUCAGAAAAGAGCGGCUCUUAGGAAAAAUUUGGCUGAAAAUGGGGGUGAGAAUUUGGGUGUUCCGGGUUCAGAAACUGGCAUUGUUUCAAAUGGAAUUGAAGGUGGUGAUAGAGGAAAGAGAGAAAUGGUUGGUGUAGAGGAUGAGAAUAAGAAGAGGAAAAUGAGUGGUGGGGAUGAUUUGGAAGAUGGUGGUAGCAUUGAUGCGUCAGGUUUGAAUUAUGAUUCUGAUGAGUUUACAGAGAAUACUACUAAGCUGGAGGAGAAUGGCAAUAGUGGUGGGAACAGCUCCAAUGCAAAGAGUACUGUUACUGGUGGAGACCAGAAGGGCAAGAAGAAAGGGUUGCCUGCGAAGAAUUUGAUGGCUGAAAGGCGCCGCCGGAAGAAGCUCAAUGAUAGGCUUUACAUGCUGAGGUCCGUUGUUCCUAAAAUUAGCAAGAUGGAUAGGGCUUCAAUCCUUGGGGAUGCAAUUGAGUACUUGAAGGAACUUUUGCAAAGGAUAAAUGACCUUCACAACGAACUGGAGUCAACACCUCCUGGGUCUUCAUUGACACCUAGCAACAGCUUCCACCCUUUGACACCAACUACUCCGACCCUUCGUAACUGUAUCAAGGAAGAACUUUGUCCCAGCUCAUUGCCUAGCCCAAAUGGCCAACCCGCAAGGGUUGAGGUUAGAGUACGAGAAGGAAGAACCAUAAAUAUCCAUAUGUUUUGUAGCCGACGACCUGGUCUGUUACUUUCCACCAUGAUGGCUUUGGAUAACCUUGGUUUGGACAUUCACCAAGCCGUCAUUAGCUGUUUCAAUGGUUUUUCUAUGGAUAUCUUUCGUGCUGAGCAAUGCAAGGAAAGCCAGGAUGUCCACCCUGAGCAUAUCAAAUCUGUACUUUUGGAUUCAGCUGGGUUUCAUGGCAUGAUUUAGGUUGCAGCAAAAACAUCUAUCUGAAGUUGACUCAGCAAUGGAGAAGAUCAUGUAACUUUUUUAUUUUUAUUUUUUUAAUUUGAAAUAGGAAUCUGCAACCUAAAUAUGUUUUUUGUUCCUUUUUGGCUCAACUCUGCUACCAUAAAAUUUUUAAGUUUCAGCCUUCUAUGAAAUUUGUAGGUUCAAUUUGCAA
Messenger RNA from Ziziphus jujuba (common jujube), 2533 nucleotides. Its product is annotated as transcription factor ICE1. The record is from RefSeq and is a predicted model, not a curated record. Gene Ontology annotation, biological process: regulation of DNA-templated transcription. Lineage: Eukaryota; Viridiplantae; Streptophyta; Magnoliopsida; Rosales; Rhamnaceae. Gene Ontology annotation, cellular component: nucleus. The transcript has 4 exons. The coding region runs from base 724 to 2340 and encodes 538 amino acids. Gene Ontology annotation, molecular function: protein dimerization activity; DNA-binding transcription factor activity; sequence-specific DNA binding.